Carya illinoinensis is the source of this 1694-nucleotide messenger RNA. RefSeq names its product alanine--glyoxylate aminotransferase 2 homolog 2, mitochondrial-like. Lineage: Eukaryota; Viridiplantae; Streptophyta; Magnoliopsida; Fagales; Juglandaceae. The transcript has 9 exons. Gene Ontology annotation, molecular function: pyridoxal phosphate binding; transaminase activity. Bases 93 to 1535 code for a protein of 480 amino acids. The record is from RefSeq and is a predicted model, not a curated record. Gene Ontology annotation, cellular component: mitochondrion.
CUCGGUGAGUCGGUAUAUCCUAGCAACGUGCACGACUUGUUCAGCUCAGCUUCUCUGUCUCCUCUUUUGCAGUAGCACUGAAGAAGAAGAAGAUGCAGAGGAUCUUCCAAAGCACACUAUCUCAAAGAAAUAUCUGGCUGCGGCGGCCUCGUUGCCUCUCCCGGCUAGCCCAUAACCAUACCCAAAACACACUCGAAGAAGAAGAUGAUUUUCUCGUGCCCAAAAUACCCCAUUUCGACUACAUUCCUCCCCCAUACACGGGCCCAUCUGCGUCUGAGAUCUUGGAGAAGCGCAAGGAGCACCUCAUCCCUUCUAUAUUGCACUUAUACAAGAACCCGUUGAAUUUGGUAGAUGGGAAAAUGCAGUAUUUGUAUGACGAAAAUGGCCGUAGAUAUCUUGAUGCCUUCGGUGGGAUAGCCACUGUCUGUUGCGGGCACUGUCACCCGGAUGUGGUGGAAGCAAUUGUCAACCAGACAAGGCGCUUGCAGCACUCUACAGUUCUGUAUGUGCAUCAUGCCAUUGCAGACUUUGCGGAGGCUCUGGCGGCUAAGCUGCCCGGAGAUCUCAAGGUUGUUUUCUUCACAAAUUCUGGGACCGAAGCGAAUGAACUGGCUAUAAUGAUGGCACGGUUAUAUACGGGCUUCCAUGAUAUCAUUUCGCUCAGAAAUGGGUAUCAUGGGAAUGCGGCUGGGACAAUGGGGGCCACUGCUCAUUCUAAUUUCAAGUUUAAUGUUGUUCAGACUGGAGUUCAUCACGCCCUGAAUCCUGAUCAGUAUCGAGGUGUCUUUGGUUCAGAUGGAGUGAAGUAUGCUAGAGAUGUUCAAGAAAUCAUUGACUAUGGAACUUGUGGUCGCGUGGCUGGCUUUAUUGCCGAAGCCAUACAGGGAGUAGGUGGAAUUAUGGAGUUGGCUCCAGGUUAUCUGCCAGCCGUCUAUAAUUGCAUCAGAAAAGCAGGGGCCCUUUGUAUAGCUGAUGAGGUUCAGUCAGGGUUUGCCCGUACAGGCAGUCAUUUCUGGGGUUUCGAAGCACAUGAUGUUGUGCCUGAUAUUGUGACCAUGGCAAAGGGAAUUGGAAAUGGCAUUCCCAUUGGUGCAGUGGUGACAACUCCUGAGAUUGCAAAGGUCUUGACGACUCGCACUUAUUUCAACACCUUUGGGGGAAACCCUGCCUGUACUGCUGGUGCUCUAGCUGUUCUGAAAGUAAUUGAGAAGGAAAAACUCCAGGAGAAUGCAUUUGUUGUGGGGUCAUAUCUUAAAGAGUAUCUUAUUUCCCUUAAGGAAAAGCAUGAAAUUAUUGGGGAUGUGAGGGGAAGAGGUUUGAUGCUUGGAGUUGAACUUGUAACCGAUCGCCAGUUAAAAACUCCAGCUAAGGCUGAAAUCUUGCAUAUUAUGGAUCAAAUGAGAGAAUUGGGAGUGCUACUAGGAAAGGGUGGCUUUCAUGGAAAUGUUUUUAGGAUUACACCCCCUCUCUGCUUCACCAAGGAAGAUGCUGAUUUUCUCGUGGGUGCAAUGGACUACACUAUUUCAAAGAUGUGAGGCCAACAACAAUCAGGCGACUAGGGCGAUUAUGCAUUGGUUCUAAUUCUCGGUUGACCAUAAGUGUAAUGGUUUGUUUUUAGUAUAUCUACGGCUUCUGGAAAUAAGUUGUUCAUACAUUUACUGGUUUCAAUGAAAUAAAGGUUAGUGUUGCUGGAA